AUGGGAGAGGAAUACCCGGACAAUUGCCCGUCGAUCGGCGAGAACGACGACGCGUACAAAGGGAAGACGAAAAUAGCCGAAGUAGCGGCCGUCACAUUGUGCAGGCUGAAUGGCAUAAUGAAGCAGAUGAGGGAUUGGCGAGAUGAUCGCGUGAAACUGAGGUCGAAUAUCUGCCGGCUGAAGCUGGCUCUGCGAGUCGCUGGACGCGAAACGGAUGACACCCUGCACGGUGAUCCGUUGAUCGAGCACCAGAGAGCGGAGAUCAAGCGGCUCGAAGCGGCGAAUCGGGCGCUGAAAAGGGAAAUCGCCGACGUUAAGACGACCCUAAUCGAAGAGGGCCGCGUUACGCCCGAGGACAGUUGGACGUUCAACGACGAUCAUUCGAUCGUUAAGCAGGAGUUCUUCGCGGAAACGGAACGUUUGAACAACGAAAUUCUUUACCUAAGGAGUCGGCUGAAGGAGGUCGAGGAAGGAGACGAGCACAGUUCAGAAAUGGAGCACCUGAAGUGCAAGCUGAAGCACUUCAUGAUGGUCGACCAUACCGUGGAGAUUAUAUUCACCGACAUAGUGAACAAAGUCGCCGAGACGAUCGCCAAUUUGUCCGAGGAACUGGUAAACGUAACCGGCCACUUGCAGAUGUCCAAACUGAACAACGACAAUUUGUACCUAAAGAUCGACAAGCUGCAAGCGAUGCUACGAUCGAAGAAUAGCAACGCCGUGGAUUACCAAAAGAGAAUCGUCGAACUGGAAAACCUGUCGAAACGUCUCGAGUCUGAAUUAUCUACGCUCAAAGAUGAUUCAUAUGGCGAAUUUUUAAAUAUGAAUUCGGAUUAUCAGACUCAUCUUGGGAAUGCGGAGCGAUUGGCGAGCGAUUUGAAGAACAAGCUGAAGAACGACCGGGAGGCUCUGCUCGGGGCUGGCGAUCCGGAUUGUCUAAAUUACAUGCAAAGAAUCGCCGAGCUACGCGUGAACUUGAAGCAAUUGCACGUCGAACUAUCGAGGUCGACCGUGCCUCUUCUUUCCAGUGGCAGCGAGAAAACGACGGUGUACAACAAGUGCAUAAAGCAGAUAUCCGUUUUGGAGUCCACUUUGAAAGAGAUCAACGCCGAGAUCGACGAACUCAAGUCCGAUCAUGUAACGAGGCAUUGUAAGCUCGGAGGUCUGGAGUACCUGAAUAAAAUUGAGGAGGUCCAAACGAUCGUCGAGGAGGCGAUGACAACGAUGAAUGGCUUGAAUCGUCGUACGCCGGGGAAGCCGGUCGAUGGAAAGGAGAUUGAAAAAUUGAAAGGUUCCGUUGGUAGAGUGUGUCGCGAGAUAAAACAGUUGGAAGUGAUCGUCGCGUCUAACGAUUGUUUGAGUUUGUUCGCGAGAAUCGAGCAACUGGAGGAGUCGAUCGUUUUAUUAAAAAUGGAGUCGAACGAGAAGGACGAACGAGCGAACGCUUCGAGGCAGAGAUUAUUCGAUUUGGAAACCGUGCUGGAGGAAAAAAUCGAGAUAGCCAAGGACGCCGAAAUAAAAGUGGCCGCGCUAACGGACGAGAAUAAAACUUUAAAGGGGAGAGCGAAGAAAAUGGAAGGAAAGAUAUCGGAGCUACAGCGCGAACUGGAUGCCACCAAGGGGGAGCUGGAGCAGCUACAACAGGUGAGAAACGAAGCGAGUCUGACGAGAAAGAAAUUGCAAAACGUGCAAGCCGAUAAAGAGUCGAUGCUGAAAGUAAUUGGGAAAAUGCGUGACGCUUUGCAGAAGAGAAACGACGAAUUCAAGUUCGUUACUGGCGAGAAGGACGCCAUGGAAAAAGCAUUGAACGCGAAAAUCGCGGAUAUGGGAAAGAGUCUCCAGGUUGUUUCGAAGGAGAAGACGAGGUUGCUGAGCAAACUGGCCGACCUCCAACGGGCCGAGCGUAAACACACGGAAUGUCCAAGGAAUGAAUCUCCAACGCCCGUCGAUGCCCGACUAGAUCAAAUGAAAGCCGAAUUAGAAACGUCGAGGGCCCGUCUGAACAACGCGAACCACGAAAUCAUCGAUCUGAAGGCCAGAUUGAACCAUCUUUCCAGCGACAAGUCGAAGCUGGAAACCAGCAUUUCUCACUUGGAAUCUAAGAAAGACGUGCUCGUGUAUCAGCUGGGCGUUGAGAAGACGACCGUCGAUGAGACGCGAAAGGAACUGGCGAAGCUGAUGUCGGACUACGGAGAAUUGAACGAGGAAAGGGCCGAUUUCAAGUACGAGAGGAAACGAUUGAAAGCGGAAUUAACAGAACUGAAGACGGAAACGGAAUUGCUGAGGAAGUCUUUGGAAAACAUUAACGCGAAAAAUGCCAAGCUCGAGAACGAGGUUGACAAAUACAAGGACGAGUGCUACGCGCUCCGAGAGGAGAUCAGAAACUUUGAAACAAACGCGGAGGAUUUAGCGUCAAAGUUAAAGAACGCGCGAGGGGAGCUGAGCGGGGCGGAAGAUAAAAUAAGGCAGUUGGAGUCGGAAAAUUCGAAGCACCGGUGCAGUUUGGAUGCGUUGGCUUUAAAAAAUGCCGGCCUCGAAGGCCGCGUGCAAGUGCUUCUGACAGAAAAGAAUGAGCUCGCGACGCGUAUUAACGAGCUAGACGGGAAGAACGUCGCGCUGAGGGAUCAGCUGAAUAAAGUUAAAACGGAGAACGAAUAUUCUGCUAUCGAAUUGGAUAAAUUGAGGACGGAGUGCGACAAAGCGAGAACGGAGAACGCGUUCCAGAGUAACGCGCUCGGCGAGACGAGGAAAAUCAACGAGGCGCUGAAAAUGAAGUUGAGCGAGAUCCACAGCGAGUACAGGGUGCUCGAGAAUCAGCUGAAAAUUAUCGAGGCGACGAACGCCGUGCUGAGAAAAGAGAAGGAAACGCUGUACUGCGAGUACGUCAGCAGCCUGCGGUCCGAGAUCCCGAAAGCGGAGAAAGAGGAGGCGGCGAUGGUCGAAGAAAUGAUUUUUAACGACCACGGCGAACAAAUCGCCGAGCGCGUCACGGGGAAACGCGAAAGAAAAUGGGUCAACGAAAAGUCCGACAAACGCCCUACCGAGAAACUGAAGGCGAAGAACGCGAGAGACGGGCUGAAGAAGCUGAUAGUGGAGAACGAAGCUUUGAAAUUCGAGCUGCUGAACUUGAGGAGCCAGAACUUCGAGAUCAAAAUGAAGUUGACUCGUAUGAGGGAGGAGUCCCAGAGACGGAAGAUCGAGUACGCGCAGAACGAGAUGAACGAAACCGCGAUCGUGCCUAUCAUGAAUCUUUAUUACAAACAGAUUAACAGCUACUCUAGUUAUACCGACGACACCGUGGGCGUGAUGGCGUGCAUCGACCGGUCGAAUAUUUGUUUCGGCGGGUCGACGUCGGAACGAAAGUCGGGGAAUGAAAUCGAGAGACUUAUGGAAGUCGUGGACAAGAUGAAGAUCGAGAACGUUGCCCUGAAGAUGGAAGUGAACACUCUGAGGUACAGCAUCGUCGUUAAUUUCGCGGAAGAUGAAAAAAGGAGGAGCGAGUUGCGAAACGCGUCGGACGAAAUUCAAGCUUUGAAGGCGGAAUUAGCGAAACUGAGGGACGAGAAGGAAUCGUUACGUGUUCGACUGGACACGGCUGGGACGAAAUUGAAUCAGCUGGAAUCUGAGAAAGCCGCUUUGAAGGAUGAGCUUUACACCUUAAGGAAAACGAAUUCAGACCUUAAACGCAAGGCGAACGAAUUACGGUGUGAUUACCAAAAGUUUAAAGAAAGGAGCGUAGAGUUCGAGAGCUGUGUAAUGGGGACCGUGAAGAAGAUAAAGAAGUACACGAUGAGCGCGGGGAAUCCGAAUAGGAUCGACGAUGAAUUGAGAGAUCUUUUGAUGAAACUCAUUUCGAACGAGGAGCUUUUGCAUUCGAUGAACGAACCAGGACCUAAUUUAGCUGGGAUUUGUGUCGAUCAUGUCACUACAUAAUCUAACGAUCCUAAUUUAUAACGUAUUGUACCAUGUGUUGUAAUAAAACUAAGU
This is a messenger RNA of Hylaeus volcanicus, 3984 nucleotides long. Its product is annotated as major antigen-like. The coding region runs from base 1 to 3930 and encodes 1309 amino acids. Lineage: Eukaryota; Metazoa; Arthropoda; Insecta; Hymenoptera; Colletidae. The transcript has a single exon. The record is from RefSeq and is a predicted model, not a curated record.